GCUGAAUACAUCAAUACGAUUACUUAAUAGUUGAACUUUUGGAAAUUAGCUCGUUGGGAUCAUGGAAUCAAUUCUCGAUUUUUCUAAAGAGCUUGAUGUUACGUUGUUUGAUCAAGUUGUGGAUUCCUUUUUCAAAGGAUCGGGUAAUGAUCAACAACAAGCACAAUUAGUAUUGAAUCAAUUUCAAGAACACCCAGACUCAUGGCAAAGAUCGGAUCAAAUUUUAUCGAGCUCGAAUAAUUCACAAUCCAAGUAUAUUGCAUUAUCAUGUUUAAAUAAAUUAAUUCAAUACCGUUGGAAAACAAUUCCAGAAAAUGAACGAUUAGGAAUUAGAAAUUUUAUUGUUAAUAUGAUUAUUGCAUUAUGUGAAAAUGAUUCAAUUUUUGAAAAUGAAAGAGCUCUUAUUAAUAAAAUUGAUUUAACUUUGGUUAGUAUUUUGAAACAAGAAUGGCCUCAUAAUUGGCCCAAAUUUAUUCCAGAAAUUGUUUCAAGUUCAAGAUCGAGUUUUAACGUUUGUGAAAAUAAUAUGAUUAUAUUGAAAUUAUUAAGUGAAGAAGUUUUUGAUUAUGGUCAAGAUCAAUUAACCCAAGCAAAAGUUAAAACUUUAAAAUUAAGUAUGAAGGCAGAAUUUGAAGAAAUUUUUAAAUUAUGUUAUGAAGUUUUAGAUAAAACGGGCAAACCUUCUUUAAUUAUUGCUACUUUAAAUGCUUUAUUGAAAUAUAUUCAAUGGAUUCCAUUAAAUUAUAUUUUUCAAACUGAUUUAAUUGAUUUAUUAUCUUCAAAAUUUUUAGCUGCUGUUGAUACUAGAGCAAUAACUUUAAAAUGUUUAACUGAAGUUGCUAGUUUAUCAAAUCCUGAAAAUGAGGAACAAUUUAUUAUUUUAUUUAAAAAUUCAAUGGAACAAAUUGUUCAAAUUAUACCUCCAACAACUGAUUUAAAAGAUUCUUAUUCAGUGGCAAACUCAAAUGAUCAAUCUUUUUUACAAGAUUUAGCAAUGUAUUUAUGUACAUUUUUAUCAAAUCAUUUAAUACCUUUAGAAAAAAAUGAAAAUUUAAGAGAUUUAUUAUUAACCUCGCUUAAUUAUCUUAUUCAAUUAUCAAGAAUUGAUGAGCGAGAAUUGUUCAAAACUUGUUUAGAUUAUUGGAAUAUUUUUGUCUCUGGUUUAUUUGAAGAAAUUCAAAAAUUACCUCAAAAUGAAUUAAGUCCAAUGUUACAAUUAACUUAUUCUUCUAGUAUUGGUAGAUCAAUUAGUGGUGCUCCAGAUCCUGCACAAUUAGCUAAAUUUCCCUUAAGAGCUCAUUUAUAUUCUUCAAUUUUAUCAAAAUUAAGAUUAAUUAUUAUUGAAAAUAUGGCUAGACCCGAAGAAGUUUUAAUUGUCGAAAAUGAUGAAGGGGAAAUUGUUCGUGAAUUUGUUAAAGAAAGUGAUACUAUUCAAUUAUAUAAAUCUUUAAGAGAAGUUUUGGUUUACUUAACUCAUUUAGAUGUUAUUGAUACUCAACAAAUCAUGAAUGAAAAAUUAGCUAGACAAAUUGAUGAAAGUGAAUGGUCAUGGCAAAAUAUUAAUACCUUGUGUUGGGCAAUUGGUUCAAUUUCUGGUACUAUGAAUGAAGAUAUGGAGAAAAAAUUUUUGGUUUCUGUUAUUAAAGAUUUAUUAAGUUUAACUGAAAUGAAACGUGGUAAAGAUAAUAAAGCAGUUGUUGCUUCAAAUAUUAUGUAUAUUGUUGGUCAAUAUCCUCGUUUCUUAAAAGCCCAUUGGAAAUUUUUGAAGACUGUUGUCAAUAAAUUAUUUGAAUUUAUGCAUGAAACCCACGAAGGGGUUCAAGAUAUGGCUUGUGAUACUUUUAUCAAAAUUACUCUUAAAUGUAAAAAACAUUUUGUUGUUACUCAACCUCAAGAAACUGAAGCUUUCAUUCAUGAAAUUAUUAAUAAUAUUCAACAAAUCACUGAAGACUUACAACCUCAACAAGUUCAUACUUUUUAUGAAGCUUGUGGUAUAAUAGUUAGUGCUGAAACUUCUAAAAAUUCAAGAGAUAAAUUAUUAGCUGAUUUAAUGGAAUUACCAAAUAUCGCUUGGAAACAAAUUAUUCAACAAGCUGGUCAAGAUCCAGAAUUAUUAACUAAUACUGAUACUGUUAAAAUCAUUGCUAAUAUCAUUAAAACUAAUGUUUCAGUUUGUAAAGCCUUAGGUCCAGGAUUUUAUUCUCAAUUAGGUUUAAUGUAUGUUGAUAUGUUAUCAUUAUAUAAAGCAGUUUCUACCAUGAUUUCAGAUUUAGUUGCUCAAAAUGGAUUGAUUGCUACUAAAACACCAAAAGUUAGAAGUUUAAGAACAAUUAAAAAGGAAAUUUUGAAAAUGAUUGAAACUUAUAUUAAUAAAGCUGAUAAUUUAGAAGAAAUUGUUAGAGACUUAGCCCAACCUUUAUUUGCAGCAGUUUUAGAAGAUUAUAGAUCCAAUGUUCCUGAUGCUAGAGAUGCAGAAGUUUUAAAUUGUAUGACUGCUCUUGUUUCAAAAGUUGGUCAUAUGAUACCGGAUGGAGUUGUUUUAGUUUUACAAAAUGUUUUUGAAUGUACUUUAGAUAUGAUUAAAAAUGAUUUUGUUGAAUAUCCUGAACAUAGAGUUGAAUUUUAUAAAUUAUUAAAAGAAAUUAAUUCAAGAUCUUUUUCGGCUUUAUUACAAUUAUCAGGAGAUGCAUUCCAAUCAUUAAUCAAUGCUGCAUUAUGGGCUUUCAAACAUAACAAUCGUGAUGUUGAAGAUAAUGGAUUAUCACUUACUAUAGAUUUAAUUGAAAAUGUUGAAAAAUUAGGUGAUACUCCUUUUACAAAAGCAUUUUAUGAAAAUUUUUAUUUACAAAUUUUGUCAGAUACUUUUUAUGUUUUAACCCAACCAGAUCAUAAAUCUGGUUUCAGAUACCAAGCUCAAUUAUUAGCUCAAUUAAUUCAUUUAGUUGAAGAUAAUAUUAUUAAAUAUCCAUUAUAUUCUUCUGAUCAAGCUCCUCAAGGUACUUCAAAUUCACAUUAUUUAAAACAGUUUUUAGCAAACUUAUUAUCUUCAGCCUUUGAUAAUUUACAAGAAGACCAAUUGGUUAAUUUCUUAAAUGUUUUGGUUUCGGUUUACAAAGAUUUAAAUAAAUUUAGAAGUGUUUUAAGAGAUUUCUUAGUUCAAAUUAAAGAGUUUGGCGGUGAUCCAACCGAUUACUUAUUUGCAGAAGAUAAAGAAAUUGAAAAACAAGAACAAUUUAAACUUCAAAGACAAAAAGAUUUACAAGUUGGUGGUUUGGUUAAACCUUCUGAAAUGGAUGAUUAAUUAAUCACCUUCCCCUUCAUUACAGCAACUAAUUGUUCCAUAUCCUAAUGCUGUUCUAUCAUGCGUGUAUCAUAAUAUCUGUUCGUGUUUGCUUGUCUUUUCUUCUUACUACCUAAGUAUAUCUGAUAUAUAAACACCGGGCUUUCACCGGGUUUUCAUUA
Molecule: messenger RNA, 3462 nt
Organism: Hyphopichia burtonii NRRL Y-1933
Lineage: Eukaryota; Fungi; Ascomycota; Pichiomycetes; Serinales; Debaryomycetaceae
Gene: CRM1
Product: exportin
Exons: 1
Coding region: 62-3301 (1079 amino acids)
Biological process (GO): protein export from nucleus; ribosomal large subunit export from nucleus; ribosomal small subunit export from nucleus
Cellular component (GO): cytoplasm; nucleus
Molecular function (GO): small GTPase binding; nuclear export signal receptor activity
Source: RefSeq, a predicted model, not a curated record